GUUACAUAGGUACCUAGUAUUCGUCAUCGUAACUUCUAACUUUUCUCAUUAUCCUCCCCCUGAGUUAUGCUGUAGAUUCUCUCCUCCAUAUCUAUUUACAAUAACCUUGGCGGAGAAAGCAGUUGUUAGUUGUGAUGUCGGAAAUUCAUGCUAUCGCCACAAUACCACACUGACCUCUACGCGAAUGCCGUUUGCACCGACGAACAACACCCGUUUCGCAAAGUGUACCACAACCGUGCUGUGUCAUCUACGGGCCGUCCCUCUCUGGGGAAUUGCGCUGGCUUUACUGUUUUUGGCUUUCCUUCGGACCCGGCUCGCAGCCCUAACUACGGGUCCAAUGUCUUCAUCGUCGCAACCAUCGAAUCGGAAGAUAGCGGCUAGAUAGAUAGAUAGAUAGCAAUCAUGGCUUCUGCUGCUGCGUCCGCAAACAAGGUGAUACGGGUUGCCGGGCCACUUCUCGUGCCAGCGAUAGCCUACGGCGCUUAUAAAGGCAACGCCUUGGGAUUGUUGGAGUCUUUUUUCACCGGCCCCGGCAGGACGAGUCGAAUCAUAGCGCUAGCAGUUGUGUUAUACAACUGGAAGAGCUUGCCUUUAGCAUGGACCUUCCGCGUCUUCGGUGCUAUGACUUCCCACUUUGCGCUGCGGCGCCUGCACUCACACGGUCCCGAUAAGCUGUUCCACCCUGUCAUCACGCCUUCGCAUGUUACACUACUCGAAGUCGACUACAAUAUUCACAAGUCCAACUCCACUUACUUCGCCGACCUCGACGUGAGCCGAUCCCACCUCGUCUCUCACCUGUUCGCGCGAGGGUGUGCGGCUAUCGCCAACAACGACUCUACGAAACUCGUGAUGAAUCCGGCCGACCCUUCGAAGCCGGCCAAGGGCAGGUUUGCCGUUAUGCUCGGCGCCGUGCACUGUAGCUUCAAGAAGGAGCUUCAACCAUACCAGAAAUACGAGAUGUGGAGUCGCGUCUUGAGCUGGGAUCGCAAGUGGCUCUAUAUCGUGACGCAUUUCGUCGAGAAAGGUGCCGUGAAGCCGCGUUCGUGGGAUGCGAGCAGUUUUGGUCCGACGAGGAAGGAAGGGGGGAAGCUCGAGGACUGGGAGAAGAAGAUCCACGCCACGGCUAUCAGCAAAUACGUUUUCAAGGUCGGUCGACUAACGGUGCACCCCGCAGUCCUCAUCGAGGCGAGCGGCCUUCUACCGGAACGACCGGGAGGUUGGGUGUCCAUAGGGAACGGGAUGGCUCCGCCGUCUCACACCGUAGUUGGCGGCGCCGUUCCCGAAGCCGAGGCCGAUUUCGAGUCUAUGGAUUGGAACUGGAAGCACACGGAAGAAUUACGACAGAAAGGUCACGAAUAUGCGGAACAUUUUGCAGCGCUCGACGGACUGCAUAGUCACUUCGACGGCGGCGAAGAUGGCGCGUUGGGAAUAUUCGGUCUCUCAUGAUCUACGCGACACUCCGUAUGCGCGUAUUUAUAAAUAUGCAUUGGACCUAUAAUCUUGAUAUGAGCAAGAAAUAGAAUAUAGACCGCCAAGACAAUUAUAGAUAUAAACAAGCAGAUGUUGUCGCUUUUCCACAAGUAUCGAUGAACUUUUUUGUCACAUUGCUCCAAGAAUAUAACUAUUGCGCCAUAAGAAAAAUCCACCGUCAACUUGGAACCUCACAACAACGCGCCCCAUCGCCUACAGUGCUAAAGCAGCCACGGCAGCGGCAAACCCGAGACCGGC
Molecule: messenger RNA, 1728 nt
Organism: Annulohypoxylon truncatum
Lineage: Eukaryota; Fungi; Ascomycota; Sordariomycetes; Xylariales; Hypoxylaceae
Product: capsule polysaccharide biosynthesis protein
Exons: 3
Coding region: 403-1446 (347 amino acids)
Source: RefSeq, a predicted model, not a curated record